AAUUUAGUAAUUAUUUGGUUAAACAUGGGCAUAUCGAUUUCCUCUUCUUCCUUGUUUCCCCUAAUUUUAUUGCAAAACCCUAACUGAUAAAUUCCACCGAAAUUGAAUUCGGUCAUCUUGUUUUGUAUGAAAUUGACGUUACAGUUAUUCUCAUCUCUUGUUGUAUGAACCUGAAUUUACAAUUGUGAAUGUGCUGUGACUGAAAAGCUUUGGAUUUGAAUUUUGAAAAGAUGGAUGCACAUUCGUCUCACUUGACGGCACCACUCCGAUCGCGUAGCUCACAGACUCCGUCACCGUCACACUCGGCCUCCGCCUCCGCAACCUCUUCAAUCCAUAAACGGAAGCUUAGCGCUGCGGAAGACCACGCACCUCCUUUCCCUUCGUCCUUCUCCGAUACUCGCGAUGGCGCGCUUACCUCCAAUGACGAUCUCGAGAGCAUCAGUGCCCGUGGUGGCGCUGAUUCCGACGAUUCUGAAGAAUUUGAGGACGUCGUUGAUGAUGACGAGGAAGAAUACGAUGAUUCUUCGAUGAGGAACUUCACUGCCACCCGUUUGGAGAAUAAUGUGGGGCCCACCGGGCGAAACACGAAGCUGAAGACGGAGAACACUGUGAAGGUUGAGCCUUCAGAAGUAGGGAAAGACGGUGGUCCUGGAGCGGCUGGAUCAGCAGCUGCCUCAACUCCAGCUGCCGUUCCUGGGAUUGUGGUUAAGGAGGACACAGUCAAAAGUAUAUUUACGGAGAAUUUGCAGACCAGCGGAGCUUAUUGCGCUAGAGAAGAGAGUUUAAAAAAAGAGGAGGAAGCUGGAAAACUCAAGUUUGUUUGUGUAUCAAAUGACAAUAUUGAUGAACAUAUGAUUUGGUUAAUUGGACUGAAGAAUAUAUUUGCAAGGCAACUACCUAACAUGCCUAAGGAAUACAUUGUUCGUCUUGUGAUGGAUAGAGGCCACAAAUCUGUAAUGGUUAUCAGGCGCAAUACAGUUGUUGGUGGCAUUACAUAUCGCCCUUAUGUCAGCCAAAAGUUUGGGGAGAUAGCUUUUUGUGCAAUCACAUCAGAUGAACAAGUAAAGGGUUAUGGUACAAGACUGAUGAAUCAUCUAAAGCAACAUGCUCGAGAUAUGGAUGGGCUUACUCAUUUUCUCACAUAUGCAGACAACAAUGCUGUUGGUUAUUUUAAUAAACAGGGGUUCACAAAAGAUAUUUUUUUGGAGAAAGAAAGGUGGCAUGGGUAUAUAAAAGAUUAUGAUGGAGGGAUACUUAUGGAAUGUAAAAUUGAUCCAAAGCUUCCAUACACUGAUUUAUCAACCAUGAUUCAUCAUCAGAGGCAGGCGAUUGAUGAGAAAAUUAGAGAGCUCUCAAAUUGUCACAUUGUCUACCCUGGUAUUGAUUUCCAAAAGAAAGAAGCGGGAGUUCCAAAAAGGAUAUUUAAACUUGAAGAUAUUCUUGGUUUGAGGGAAGCUGGGUGGACACCUGAUCAGUGGGGACAUUCUCGUUUCAAAAUUGUGAAUGCUUCUCCAGAUGGCACCUCAAAUCAAAAGUUGACCGGUUUCAUGCGUUCCAUUCUAAAGGCAAUGCAUGACCAUGUUGACUCAUGGCCUUUUAAGGAGCCUGUUGAUGUUCGCGAUGUUCCAGAUUAUUAUGACAUCAUCAGAGACCCAAUGGAUCUUAAAACGAUGACGAGGCGGGUGGAGUCGGAACAGUAUUAUGUAACGCUUGAGAUGUUUCUUGCUGAUGCAAGGAGGAUGUUUGCCAAUGCGAGAACAUAUAAUUCCCCUGAAACGAUUUACUUCAAAUGUUCCACCAGGCUAGAAGCGUUCUUCUCGAGUAGAGUUCAAUCGGGUUUGCAAUCGUUUGUGAAAAUUCAACAAUAAGAAAUGGGAACCGGUACAGAUACAAUGUUGUUUAGUUGUUAUGUUUAUGUUAUCUUGCAAUUUAAUUGCUUCAAAAUGGUCCAGUCAGACUGGACAGGCAUAAAAAAUCGGCUUUGGACCGGACCGGUUUUUUAAUAAACUGGGUUUUGUUGGAA
Molecule: messenger RNA, 2023 nt
Organism: Lactuca sativa (garden lettuce)
Lineage: Eukaryota; Viridiplantae; Streptophyta; Magnoliopsida; Asterales; Asteraceae
Gene: HAG1
Product: histone acetyltransferase of the GNAT family 1
Biological process (GO): chromatin remodeling; positive regulation of transcription by RNA polymerase II
Cellular component (GO): histone acetyltransferase complex
Molecular function (GO): protein binding; histone H3 acetyltransferase activity
Source: RefSeq, a predicted model, not a curated record